GCCAUUGGCAGCUGUCUUGUUGUCCUGGUAUGUCUCAAAUAAAGACCAGCCCCCUUUUUUUUCAUGAGGAUUUCUCGGCCGCCUUCGUUACUUUUACGUGUAAUCGCGAUUACUAAAUCGGAUUACGACCCUAUAUUGUCUUUUAAGUCAUUUUGGCGGACGUAUAGGGUGUCUGAAAUGGACACGGAGCUAAAUGAAAGCUGUGGCGAGACUAAAUCGGCCAUGCAUACUUGGCGUUAUCGCCACCAUUUCACCUACAAGGCAGAUCAAGGGAAAAAUAUCAUCGUGCAAUGUAAUCUGUGUCUGCCGCGGGUAAACCUGCUGUCAACGUCAAAGACGUCAACGUCAAACCUGAAGAAGCACUUAGACAGAACACAUUUAGGAUGCGAAGCCAGGCCAGAUGCAAAAAGAGGGAGGAGGCGGGAGGAGUACAAUGGCGAAGAAAGUCGACACUUCCAACUCAAAAGGCUUAAAGCGGAGAUCAUCUCCAAAUCCAUGACCCAAGCAAAGAUUGACGAGCUCAUCUUCAACUACAUGGUGGAGGACUGUCAGUCAUUUCACGUGCUGGAGCAGCCCGGCUUCCAGAAGCUGAUUGCUGGUUUAACCGAGGGUCUCAAGUCCAUGGACAGGAUCACGUUGUUCACUAAGGUGGACCUGAGUUUCUCCAGGAUGCGUGAGGAGCUGAUGGUCAAACUCGCCACCGUCCAGUAUGUGUGCACCACGGCGGACGUGUGGAGCGCAAACAACGGCAGCUUCUUUGGCAUGACGUGCCACUGGAUCGACGGAGACUCGCUGGAGAGGAAGUCCGCGGCUCUGGGUUUUGCCAGGAUGCAGGGUAGGCUGACAUACGACAGCAUAGCGGGGAGGAUACACAACAUCCACUCGGCGUACAAUAUUGAAAGUAAAGUUCAGACCACCGUCACUGACAACGCCAGCCCAUUUGUCAACGUCUUCAAGGAGUUUGCAUUGGACGGCACGGAUAGCGAUGAUGACAUUGGGAUGUUUGACAACGUCAGUGCCAUCUUGGAAGCGGAGCCGCAGCAGGACAUGCUCCUGUUCCUACCCACGGUGCAACGCUGUGCAUCACACACCUUAGAGCAGAUCGUUACGGAGGACUUUUGGCAAGCUGUGUCACAGGGACCCAUGUGCCAGCUUUAUUACAGCACCAUGUCUAAGGUGUACUCCAUUUGGAGCAAGUGCCACCAUCUCCAAGUUGGCAUGGAAGCAGCAGAGGAGAUAAAGAAGAUGCCUCUGUUUGUCCCGGCUGUUGUACGCUGGAAUGUGGAGUACUGCGCCCUGCAGAAGAUAGUCUCCCUCACGGAGCGCGAACUGACGGAGCUGUCGGCACGCUUGGACGUCGCACGCCUUCAGCCUGAGGAGAUGGACUUUCUCAAAGAAUACGUCACUGUCUUCCAUCCACUGGCGUUUGCGCUGGAGCUUUUCCAAGCGGAGCAGAAGUGCUACUUGGGCCUCGUCAUCCCAACCGUCCUAAGUCUGAAGAACAAGCUGAACGAGCACAAGGAUGCCGCAAAGUACUUUGGCGAUGUCAUCGUUGCCAUUGUGACGGCCAUCGGCGUGAGGUUCAGAGAGUUGUUUUCCAGUAGUGAGGCCAAGAUCGCCACGGCGACCACCCCUCAGUUUCGCCUGUGGUGGUUGGCUGCCUCUGAGAGAGAAGAGAUGUGCUCCCAGCUGGCCACAGAGGCGUCCCAGGUGGACCCCUGCGACGUGACAGAGACCAACACCCGCCGCAACGUGGCAACCAUCGAAUCAGAGGACGACUUUUUCAGCUACGGCUCGGUGAAGAAUACAGCUCACAACCAAGAGCGGGGAGUUAUGGAGGAGAUCCGCAAGUACGUGGAAGGAACGGGGAAGAGCUUGGAGUGCCUGCAAGACUUCCCAAGGGUGAAGCAGCUCUUCCUCAAGUACAACACCACGCUGCCGUCCACAGCGCCGGUCCAGAGCCUCUUCAGCCAUAAAGGCAACCUGGUCACCUUGCAAAGGAACUUUCUGACAGACGACUACUUUGAACGCAUCCAGCUGCUCAGAUACAACAGCAACUUGUGCUCUUUGCUCAACGAGUGACUACUGAUAACCAUUUCUAAUAACCUUUACUCUCUGUUCAUAAGACAAUUUAAAUACUAACUAAAUUAGGAUUCUAUUCCGUAGCCACAGGGUUUUAUCUUUGUUUCAGUUUUUUUUCUACAGUUAUUGAAUGAGAAUGUAUGAUGUUAUCAUGUGUUCUUUAAUACAUUAGAAAAGAGCCUUUAGUGCACUUUUGUUUUACUCACUGGGGUAAAAUAAAAUUAUUUAUUCUCA
Molecule: messenger RNA, 2316 nt
Organism: Dunckerocampus dactyliophorus (ringed pipefish)
Lineage: Eukaryota; Metazoa; Chordata; Actinopteri; Syngnathiformes; Syngnathidae
Gene: zbedx
Exons: 2
Coding region: 64-2082 (672 amino acids)
Molecular function (GO): DNA binding
Source: RefSeq, a predicted model, not a curated record